AUGGUGUUGAAUGAAGAAGCAUGUUUGGCAGAGAAUGCUGAGUGUGGUCAAGUGACCAUUGUUGAAGAUAUCAGUACAACUGCAAGGAAGCCAGAUUACCCCCCCCCCAUCUCUCCUUUUACUCAGCUUCAUUGCAUCAUGUCCAAAGCACCCCUCUUGCUGCUGUGUGUUGCCCUGGUGCUAACUGGGCAUGUGCAUGGAGCCACACUGAGAAAUGAAGACAAGUGGAAGCCACUCAGCAACCCUAGAAAUCGUGAUCUGUUUUUCAGAAGCCUUCAGGCAUAUUUUAAGGGCAGAGGUCUUGAUCUUGGGAGGUUUCCAAAUACUUUCUCCAUGAACGAGAAUCCCAGACCUCUCUCUUUCCAGCCAGAACUGAUAGCUGCUGCGUUUGCAGACUAUGAAGAACAGAAAAAUUCCUUUCCCAAUUACCUCAAAGGCUGA
Urocitellus parryii (Arctic ground squirrel) is the source of this 441-nucleotide messenger RNA. It is a transcript of the gene C1H2orf66, whose product is annotated as chromosome 1 C2orf66 homolog. NCBI's taxonomy places the organism in Eukaryota, Metazoa, Chordata, Mammalia, Rodentia, Sciuridae. The record is from RefSeq and is a predicted model, not a curated record.